Drosophila simulans is the source of this 1559-nucleotide messenger RNA. RefSeq names its product DEAD-box helicase Dbp80 (gene Dbp80). Lineage: Eukaryota; Metazoa; Arthropoda; Insecta; Diptera; Drosophilidae. The record is from RefSeq and is a predicted model, not a curated record. Gene Ontology annotation, biological process: poly(A)+ mRNA export from nucleus. Bases 100 to 1392 code for a protein of 430 amino acids. Gene Ontology annotation, cellular component: cytoplasmic stress granule; nucleus. Gene Ontology annotation, molecular function: RNA binding; ATP binding; RNA helicase activity. The transcript has 11 exons.
AUUAAACAGAUCAGUACCAACCAUUAUGAGGAAAGACCGUUUGGUCACUCUGCCUUUAAAGAUAAAAUUUACUUCUUAAUUCUGCUUAGCUAUUUAAAAAUGGGUGAUUGGGCUAAAAAAGCUGAGGACCAGGAGGUUUCUAAGCUGGUCGACAAACUUAACCUAGACUCUAAAUCUGGCGAAGAAACCGAUUUCGAUGUCGCUGAUCCAGCUGAAACAAGUCUCCUCAUAAAAAUACUAGGAAAGGGGCUGGUGAACACAAAGUUAUCUCUCGACAUUCAACAAAAAAAUCCGAAUUCACCCUUACAUUCCGUAAAAACAUUUGAAGCUUUACACCUAAAAGCAUCUCUGUUAAAAGGAAUUUACGCAAUGGGGUUUAAUACUCCAUCAAAAAUUCAAGAAACAGCGUUGCCAACUCUUCUUGCAGAUCCACCACAAAAUAUGAUAGCACAAAGCCAGUCUGGGACAGGCAAAACAGCGGCAUUUGUAUUGGCCAUGCUUAGCCGAGUCAACGUUGGUUUAAAUCAUCCUCAGGUUCUGUGUUUAUCCCCUACGUACGAGUUGGCAAUUCAAACUGGAGAAGUGGCUGCGCGAAUGGGACAAUUUUGCCGGGAAAUAAAGCUAAGAUUUGCGGUCCGUGGAGAAGAGGUUGACCGCAGUAAAAAAAUUGAAGAACACAUUUUGAUUGGUACCCCAGGAAAACUUUUGGAUUGGGGAAUAAAAUUUCGUUUAUUUGAUAUGAAGAAAAUAACCGUUUUUGUAUUGGAUGAAGCAGAUGUAAUGAUAGCCACCCAAGGUCAUCAUGAUCAAUGCAUUCGAAUACACAAAAUGCUGAAUCCACAUUGUCAAAUGUUGUUUUUCUCUGCUACUUAUGGUAAAGAGGUUAUGGACUUUGCUCGGCUGAUUGUUGCAGAUCCCACAAUAAUAAGAUUAAUGCGUGAAGAGGAAUCACUUGAAAACAUAAAGCAAUAUUAUGUUAAGUGUAAAAAUGAAGAAGGAAAAUAUAAUGCGAUUCAAAAUAUUUACGGUUGCAUUAGCGUUGGCCAAGCUAUAAUAUUUUGCCAUACACGAAGAACUGCUGCUUGGCUUGCAGCAAAAAUGACGUCGGAUGGUCAUUCUGUUGCUGUUCUUACCGGGGAUUUAACAGUUGUGCAAAGACUUGAUGUCUUAGAUCGUUUCCGUUCAGGACUUGAAAAGGUGCUUAUCACUACAAAUAUUUUAUCAAGAGGCAUUGAUAUUGAACAAGUUACAAUUGUAGUCAAUUUCGAUUUGCCCGUAGACGUUGAUGGAAAGGCUGACUGUGAAACUUAUUUACAUCGGAUAGGACGGACUGGAAGGUUUGGUAAGAAAACAAAGAAAGUCUGGAAUCGCCAUAAAUCUUAUAACAGAUGAGAAGACCAUGAAAGUGUGUUCCGAUAUCGAAAAACAUUUCAACAAAAAAAUUGAAGUUUUAAAUACCGAUAGUGCCGAUGAUAUAGAAAAAAUUGGUACAUAGAUUUUAAGCUCCUAAACGAGAAUUCUUUUGAUAAUAAAAAAUAACUCAAAGUUGUGUAAAACUA